AUGCCCGGAGACAAAUCGAACACAGCCGUCGUCGUCCGCGUCCCCGACGGCCAAUCCCCAAAGCUUUCUAAAGAGGACAUCCGGAUCCCAUCCCCGGAAUCGAACCAGGUACUUGUUAAGAUAUCGCAUGUUGCGCAGAAUCCUACUGAUGUCCAAGCCUUCGACUCCAACGCAUUCGGCGACGGAGCCGUCCUCGGAUGCGAUUUCGUUGGUGAAGUCGUUGAACUGGGAAAUGGUGUUACCCGCUAUGUGAAGGGGGAUGUUAUUGCGGGGUUGGUGUGGGGAGGUGAGAUCAAAGGCCUAGGCGGGUACAGCCAGUACUGUCUAGCCGACGAACGCAUCUCGUUCAAGGUCCCUGGCGCUCUUUCUCGUGAACAUGCUAGUACUGUUCCGCUGGCAUCGGCAACGGCGUGGCUUGCACUGUUCUCAAAGGAUUGUCUUGCCAUUGAUAGGUCAAGCGGUGCUACUGUGUUGGUUUGGGGUGGUAGCUCAAGCGUCGGCCUCUACGCCAUCCAACUCGCCACAAUUACCGGCCUGAAUGUAGUAACAACAUGCAGUCCCAAACACGCCGAUCUGGUCCGCUCCUACGGCGCCAAGCACAUCUUCGACUACAAGGAUCCGCAGUUCGUUGAGAAAAUCAAGAAAGCCGCCCCUGGUUUGAAAUACGUCUUUGAUACGAUCGGGCAGUCGACUUCGUCUGCGACUGCUUCGAAUUUACUCGCUGGAAACGGGGGUCUUUGUACUGUGCGGCCUGGGAAGGCGAACACGGAGAAUGUGGCCGACGGUACCAAGGUUACUGAUGUGUUGGUUUGGACGGCUUUCUUGAAGGAUCAUGCGUAUGGGGAGUUUAAGUGGCCUGCUUCGAAAGCGGAUCACGAACUCUGCAGUGAGCUGCUUGAGAAGGUCCCCGAGUGGUUGGAUAAAGGUGUUGUUAAGCCUAGUAACCCUAAGGUAUUGUCUGGUUUGGAUAAGGUUGGCGAUGGAUUUCAGGAGUAUCGGGAUGGGAAGAUUUCGGCUUAUAAGAUUGUUUAUAAGGUUUGAGGUGGCAUUUUGGAUAUAGAUAGGAGGGAGAGCGCUACUUUUGUGAAUGAAUAGAAUAAUGUGUCUGGUAGUCGUUAUGCAACCCUGUAUACAGUGGUUACAGCUUCCUGGUGGAAUUGAUGACUGUCCUGGAU
Aspergillus glaucus CBS 516.65 is the source of this 1175-nucleotide messenger RNA. Its product is annotated as zinc-binding alcohol dehydrogenase family protein. The transcript has 5 exons. Gene Ontology annotation, molecular function: oxidoreductase activity, acting on NAD(P)H. Lineage: Eukaryota; Fungi; Ascomycota; Eurotiomycetes; Eurotiales; Aspergillaceae. The record is from RefSeq and is a predicted model, not a curated record. The coding region runs from base 1 to 1041 and encodes 346 amino acids.